Molecule: messenger RNA, 3693 nt
Organism: Culex quinquefasciatus (southern house mosquito)
Lineage: Eukaryota; Metazoa; Arthropoda; Insecta; Diptera; Culicidae
Product: trace amine-associated receptor 1
Exons: 9
Coding region: 1395-3059 (554 amino acids)
Biological process (GO): neuropeptide signaling pathway
Cellular component (GO): membrane
Molecular function (GO): corazonin receptor activity
Source: RefSeq, a predicted model, not a curated record
GGCCAAAAUAUGCUGCCGCUGAUGCUGCUGCUGGUGGCGGGGACAUUUUUGCGAAAGCAUGUGGUCCUUUUGUGUGCCAGCUGGAGUGUUGCGGACUUUAGUCGCACGUUGACUGUCGCCGGUGACGGAUGCAAAUCCUUCGCGUUGUUUUGUGUGGAUUUUGGUCGCGCGCUUCCUUUAGGUGUGUGUUGUGGAAGCUUAAUUCGUGUGAAUUUUAUUUUUUUUUAAGAUCGAAAAGACAGUUUACCAGUGGAGUCAUAUGCAAUAAAUUAAGAAAGAGUUUUUCGUCGAUUUCCCUUUUCGGUCGUCCUUUUGAGCUUUCGCCCACACACUCAAAAAUCCAUUCCAGGAUGGAUGGUAGCAGGUUGCAGCAGCUUUCGUUCUGCAGUCGAAAUUAGUGCUCGCAAAAAGUUAAUCCCAGGGCCCAAAAGUGCAGAGCUGGAGAGUGUGAUAAAAAUAAAUUAUGUGUAAGUUGGUGAAAUUGGAUACCCAAAUUCCGGACCAGCCUAAGCUUGCAUCCAAUUUUUCGGUGGUGUGCACAGCGGGACGCCACGUGGGAGUGUCUGAUGCCUGCAGGCUCCGUUGUCUUCUGGCAGUGACACGUGGUGGUUGGUGACGUUGAGAAAGCUAAUCCGCAACCACAAGCCGAACGAAGCAUAAAGAGUGCACUUUUCUCAAAAAGUACUUAAUUAAUGUGUUUAUGUGUAAGUGUCGGAAAAGUCUCCACUUUCCACUCCUCGAAGGGAAAUUAAUUCAGAAAAAGUAGUGUUUUUGAUGGUGUAUGGAAAGUGGAUGAUAGUAGCAUUUGGUGACGUUGAGUAGUGGUGACAAAUUGGCGGACAUUUGUUGGAAAAAGCUGCGCUGGCAUCGGUGACUUGUCGGGAGGAGAAGUUGAGAAUAAAAAAUAAGAAAAUACUUGGCACUCGCGUGAAAGCAAAUGCAUGUUAAGUGUUAAUUUUUUUUCUCUUGCGCUGGUUUUUCUGCACUGGAUUUUGGAGCGCAAAGUGAAAAAUAGCUCGCGAGUGAUAAUUCUUAAGAAGAACCAUCGGGAACAGCAUUUUGAUGGUUCCUGAGUGCAGAAAUAACGAAAUAAAAUAAUCAUCCCCUCGGUCGGUUCGAGACGUUUCCGUUGGGGCUGUUCAGAACUUUGCAGGACGACGUCUACAAAGUGGAGAAGUGCUGUUGUGUGAAAAUUGCAAAGUGGUGGCUCUCAAGCAGUCAAACAUAAAGUUCAUCGCCGCCGGUCAUGAAACGACGUCCUACAAGGCAGGCCGGCUUCUUCUGCAUAUUGCAAUAACCUCACCGAGCUUAUGUGUCGAUAACUCAGCAGAGGGCGGCUGUUGACUGCUGAUUCCGAGGAGUGGGCCGAAGGAAAAUAUAAUGUUGUUGUUGUAAUGGAUCUGAAGGCUGGCAAACAUCUCGUGGCACCAGCGAUAAACAAUAUCAGUUGCUCGGAGGACCGUUUCGCCAAAGUCAGCUUCCUCGGCCAGCUGCACCCGUUUGAUGUGCUGCAGGCCUUGUUCAUCGUGUUCCUGACCUUUCUGGUGAUUAGCGCGAACCUGAUGGUGAUCCUGAUCAUCAACAGCCGGCGGUACGCGGCCUACAUCCAUCCCCAGCCCCGGUACCUGCUGACCUCGCUGGCCCUCAACGAUCUCGCCAUCGGUGUGCUGAUCAUCCCCUUUGGGGCGCUACCUGCCUUACUACACUGCUGGCCUUACGGUGAAAUUUUUUGCCAAAUUCAGGCUUUACUACGUGGAGCUUUAUCACAACAAAGUGCUGUUAUUCUAGUUUGUAUGGCGGUCGAUCGGUAUCUGUGCGUGCUGCAUCCGCGAAUCUACCACGAGCGGUCCAGUAAAAAAGGUUGUGUGGCAAUAUUGAGCGUCACGUGGAUUUUAUGUUUGACCUGUUUCGGGUUGUUGGUGCUGCCAAAAGGAUACUACUUCAACAAAUCCGGUCUGCUGGCGUGCGAGCCGUUCUACAGCAAAUCGUCCUACCGGAUACUGUCCAGUUGCGCGCUGUACUUCCCGACGACCAUGGUCCUGAUGUAUUGCUAUGGGUCAAGUUUUCACGCCAAUCGAUACAGACUGGCGACGCCAGCCGGGGCCGGUGCCACGGCCAGUUCGAUGGCAAUCGCAGCGGUAGGGGCCUCAACGGCGACGGCGACGACCACCACCGAAAUCGGCGGCAAUUCGUCCUGCGCGGGAACACCGACGGGCAUCUCCGUCGCGACGCCCUCCUCGAUGUCCUUCUCAGAAAAGCUGGCAGAACACGAUCAGAGACUGAACGGAUCAACUUCACGCACAAUGGCGGCGAUAUCAUUAGGUUUUAUAGUAAUAAUUACCCCCUGGACGAUACAGGAGAUUGUGGCGACGUGCACAGGAUCAAAGAUUCCACCUUCGAUUGACUUCUGUGUGACGUGGAUAGCGUUAAGUAGUAGUUUUUGGAAUCCUUUUCUGUACUGGCUGCUGAACGCGCGAUUCCGGAGGAUCUGCAAGGAGAUGCUGUCUUCCAGGUGCACCAGCAGCCAAACCUCGCUGGAGGAAAAGUGUAGCAUAAGUCUAGAGUACGACCACCACAUGACCACGCUGCCGCUUCCGCCGGGUCCGCCACCGGCGACGAUCUGCCGCUCGGCGAAUCACACGCCCCGGCCGGACAUCGAGUGCACCUCGGAGCGGUACUGGGGCGACAUCCUCGAGCGGACGUUCAGCUCGUGCAGCAUCAACGCCCUGCCCCGGAGUAACUCUUCGUCGGCGGCGUAUCAUCAGCAGCAGCAGCACCAAACGACGACCUUGCACCGGCACCACCAUCGGCAGAACGGAGGUGGCCAUCAUCGUAGCAACAACAGCAUCCACAAGCUGUCCCCCGGCGGGGAGCACCUGUGCAAGGAACAUCGGCGUCCGGGAACCGGUUCCAAGGAGAGCGAGUUCACCGUCAUCUUCCCGACGACCAACUCGGACCCGCAGAUGAGCUGCGAACGCGAACUGCACGACAUCAACUGUGCCAAAAAUCGAGCAUUCUUCGUCGGUUUCAACCACCACCAGGCCCUGCCCGAUAUCUAGUAUUGUGGCACGAUCGAACGGUGGAGGCUAAGGGUUAGAAAGUUUUUUUUUAUAAAAAAGAAAUAAUGUGUUGAGCGUACUUUUCUUUCCAAGAAACGAUACAUACAUGUAGGACACUGCCAGACUGUGUCCUUUAGGAUAGAUAACGCAAAACAAGAGAUAAACCUAUGUGGCUGUAGAUAAUUGUUCUAGUUGUAUGUGUGUGUAUGUGGCGAACGAACACUACAACUGUACAGUGUUAGGUUGUACCUCAUUCUCUUUUUGCCAGAAUCAUCUCCAACAUUAUUGUGUUCGAUCCAAUUUCCCAGAGGCUGGUCCUUGCCUUCUGUUUUAAUCCUGGCGCACCAUCAAACGAACACACUCACACCGAUAUUGUUCAAUUCCAUUUUAAUAGUCGGCUCCGUGGCGCAUCCAUUCAUUCAUGCCCCCGUUCACACGUGUACACGUUAAAUCCAUUUAACUUUUAACCACACACCAAAACACACACAGACACACAUUGUGAUAGUUACUCGUGAAAACACACAAACAACAAAUUUAUUCCACAAAACCAAAAUCGUAUCGCAGCUGUUCGAAGUCGUAGUUAAUGAAACUGUGGUCAAAAUAAACUAAUUAAGAACAUUUUUACACAAAAAAA